Messenger RNA from Anopheles arabiensis, 3254 nucleotides. Its product is annotated as vertebrate ancient opsin-like. Bases 1055 to 2344 code for a protein of 429 amino acids. The transcript is spliced from 6 exons. The record is from RefSeq and is a predicted model, not a curated record. Gene Ontology annotation, biological process: G protein-coupled receptor signaling pathway. Gene Ontology annotation, molecular function: G protein-coupled receptor activity. NCBI's taxonomy places the organism in Eukaryota, Metazoa, Arthropoda, Insecta, Diptera, Culicidae. Gene Ontology annotation, cellular component: photoreceptor outer segment; membrane.
GAGCGUGCCUGUUGUCUAGGAAAGGUAUUUUAUCAGCAGUCCGCCAUCUGUUACAUCCAGUCGUCGGCCGGAGCCUGUACCGUACGGACAGACUCUACGGGCAAACAAGCGGGCACCACAGCGGGAUUCGGGAUGAAAGCGAAAGUGGCGAUGUGUUUUCCGAUGCACGAUAGUGUCGCAGAGUGUUUGAAACGCCACUCGUCGCCGAAAGCGUUUGCUUAAAGACGAUGUACUAAUAGAGCCAUAGAGUAUAAAUGGAACCUAACAUCCGUAUAUUUCAUUGUUACGCUACCUCUAUUCGUAAUAACAGUAGUUGCAAGCAAGCCGAACCUAACAGCGGUCUGGUAGCACCUCAAGCGCAUAAAUAGUUAAUUGUGUUAUCCUUAGAAUGAGCAGAUUGAGUUGGUUGAGUGCGUAAUUUAGCCGUGUUUGCUUACGGCUCAACGUCUCAAGGAAGAGAGUGAACCUGCGAUGGAUUAACCAUUUACGUGCAACAAUAUUCAUCACUGUACGAUCACAUCCAUCACAUCACAUCACAUUGCAUCGUCAAUAAAAGAGGAAGCAAAAGCUGCUUCCACGUACAGUGCAUCUUCCAUCUGUUGAAUGGAGGCAUCACAUCACAGUGGCCCGUACCGUGAGUGUAACGAACGAGUGUGGUGGAACUAUCGACAAUACAGACCGUGAACGCAAUGACGUAGCGUGUAAAGUGUGUCACGAGAAAGGAACAGACAGUGUGGCGUAAGGUGGCGGUGUAAUGGUGCAACAGCUAGCUAUUUAGCCCCCGAACUGUUGUUGUUCGAAACGCAACGAGAACGCUGGUGCAAUAAUAAAGUGCAGCUUGAUUUUCGGCUGCUUGCCCAUCCGUGCGCCAGAAUCCGUUAAUUGGACGUCACUAGGAUAACAAGCGCAACAGCAUCGAGCUACUUUGACUCGGGCCACUGCAUGCACCGGGCAGCAGCUACCUUGCAGUACCGUUUAUCAGCCCAGCCACAGCAACGACCCUGCCCUCACCCAACCCCGACCGAACCGUCCGAAACAUGUUGCAGCAGCGAAGAUGAACGACGCUCCUAACGAUGUGGCAGCCAGUGCGGUCGACUACGAAGAUCUGAUGGCACCAUGGGCCUACAAUGCGUCCGCCGUCACACUGUUCUUUAUUGGAUUUUUUGGCUUUUUCCUCAACCUGUUCGUGAUAGCGCUGAUGUGCAAGGAUAUGCAGCUAUGGACACCGAUGAACAUCAUAUUAUUCAAUUUGGUCUGUUCCGACUUUUCCGUGUCGAUCAUCGGCAACCCGCUCACGCUCACAUCCGCCAUCUCGCAUCGCUGGAUCUUCGGCCGGACGCUGUGCGUGGCGUACGGGUUUUUCAUGUCCUUACUGGGAAUAACCUCCAUCACGACGCUUACCGUGCUGUCGUACGAGCGGUACUGCCUCAUCAGCCGUCCCUUCUCGUCCCGGAAUCUGACGCGCCGGGGAGCCUUCCUGGCGAUCUUCUUCAUCUGGGGCUACUCGUUUGCCUUAACCUCGCCGCCACUGUUCGGCUGGGGUGCGUACGUACAGGAGGCAGCUAACAUCAGCUGUUCGGUAAACUGGGAGUCUCAAACGAAAAACGCCACCACGUACAUCAUAUUCCUGUUCGUGUUUGGGCUGGUCGUUCCGCUAAUAGUGAUCGUGUACAGCUACACGAACAUCAUCGUCAAUAUGCGGGAGAAUUCAGCACGCGUCGGGCGGAUCAAUCGGGCCGAACAGCGCGUCACCUCGAUGGUGGCCGUCAUGAUCGUCGCGUUCAUGGUCGCCUGGACACCGUACGCGAUCUUCGCGCUGAUCGAACAGUUCGGACCGCCGGAGCUGAUCGGUCCAGGGUUGGCCGUGCUGCCGGCGCUCGUCGCCAAAUCGAGUAUCUGCUACAACCCGAUCAUCUACGUCGGCAUGAACACGCAGUUCCGGGCGGCAUUUAGCCGCGUGCGGAACAAGGGCCAGCAGGCGGCGGACCAAAACACGACCACGAUGCAGCGCGAGCUGACCAAGAGCAGCCGGGACAUGGUGGAGUGCAGCUUUGACUUUUGUCGGAAGAAGAGCCGCUUCAAGAUUAGUCUGGUGAAGCCGACCGCACCGUUGGCGGUGGUGGACGUAUCGAGCACGUCGCACCGGGACAAGGGCACGAGCCGGUCGCCCCUGGAUCAAACGGUGCUGAAUGAAACGAACGAGGACGUUGGGCGGGAACGGAGUGGUGGUUGUGGUGCUUAUGCCGGCACACGCUUCGUACGGCCGGAUUUUGAACUGUCUGUGAUUAAUAGUGGAAAAUCGAUUCUAAUCAAGUCGAAGAAUUUUCGGUCCAAUUUACUAUAAAAGCGCACGUGAUAAAGAAUGAAUAGACGCGAGGAGGGAGAGGAAUACAAAUGCGGGGAGCAAGAUUGUAUCAUUAAGCACGCUAGCGAGUAUGUAGUGCCAUUUCGUUAUAUAGUUUAUGCCAUAAAAGGUGUCAAAAUAGAUUACAAAACACGUGUCCUAUUGGAGAUUAAUGUUUUAUGUUUUUUUUUUAAAUAUUUUUCGUUUGCUUUAGUUCCCCCUAUCGCUCGGAAAAGAAUGAGCCCACUUUUGCUGAGUGAUAGCUUUACGUUCCUAUGUUUAUUUCUUACACCCCAAUUGACACAACCGUACACAUAUGCACACCCAUUUGUAGUGCAAUGCAAUGGAAACAACGAUGAGCUUUUAGAAACGAGACACUAAGGUAAGCGGAUAAGAAACAAAAUACCAAGCCCACCAAACCGAAGAGUACGGAACGGAGAAAGUAAUAUCCACAUAGAGAGUUAACUUACUAGAAGUAGCCAACUGUAACGUAUGGUAAUGUAAUGUUAAAUUUUAACGAAUCGUUCACAUUUUAGCCAACACAGAUUAAUGGGAAACAAUUAAUAGGAACCACUCCGCUGGUUUAAAUGGUUUGGAAUGAGGAGGCAACUGUUAGCACAUUUCGUAAAUGUGAUUAUAGCGAAUUGGAUGGAUUGUGAACGCUAGUCAGCCGGGAUAGCAGUGCAUAAUGUAAGCAGUAUUGUAGCCGUUUUAAGACACAAGAGUGGACUAUUUACCGUGCGUCCCAGACGCAGCCAAACCCUGUAAGUAAAUAACAAUUACCCCCCAUAGGUAGUGUUCUAGGUGUAAGUGUAAGUUUGAUCAAAAUGAAACCAGCGUUGCAAUUUAUUCAAUCGCCAGAAUGUUAUAUUUUUCGAAUAGGACAAAUAAAAAUUAGUCGAUAAAUCAU